Molecule: messenger RNA, 1930 nt
Organism: Prunus persica (peach)
Lineage: Eukaryota; Viridiplantae; Streptophyta; Magnoliopsida; Rosales; Rosaceae
Exons: 4
Coding region: 852-1490 (212 amino acids)
Source: RefSeq, a predicted model, not a curated record
AGAAAAUCCAGAGUCUCGCACAAUGCACUCAUCAAUUAUGUUUCGGAUACAAGAGUUUAAAGUCAUAUAUACUGUCUAUAAUUUUGUUUUGAUCACUCUCCCAAUAGCCUUUUUUUUUUUUUUGGGUUGAAUUUUCUUAUGUAUAAAUUGGACUAUCAUACAAGAAUCAAUUCCAUAAAUAUUUUUUUCUAUAGCUAAAGACAAAAAAGAAAUAAUAUACUAAUUCUUUUUUAUUAAUUCGAUCCAUAUAUUCUGGGUCCUGAGUAGUCCGGAUCAAAACAAAUAAUAUUUUGGGGGAAAAAAAUAAAUAAAUCCCCACAUGACAUAAUUGGUUGACAAUAUGAUUAUGAUAUGACAUAUUUAAUCACAAAGCAAAAAUAAAAAUGCAUUGGUCUGAUUGGAAAACCUGAAAGUCUUCAUCAAAAAAAAAAAAAACCUGAAAGCCACUUGGUUCCUAAUUGCACGUGGAAUUCAUGUAGCUUUGUCGUAGUUUCCACUUUUCCAUUCAUAAAUUGGAAAAGCCUUCUUCCCCGCUCAAACGCAACCUUGCAAACCUCUACUUGGUGCUUUCCUGCUGACUCUGGGCUUCUCCAAAGAGACGCAACUCAAGACAAUCAAAAGUGUUUUCGUAACCCCCAAUACAAUAGUACAAACCCUUCUCUCUCUCUCUCUCUCUCUCUCUCUCUAAAUCCAACGGUCCAAACCCUCCCUCCCAACCCAUCAUCCUCUCAUCUCAACCGUUCGUUACAGCUACCUUGUCCUUUUCUGCGUGCCACUUUGGUCUCAUGAUCAAGAUAUGACUCAAUCCAAGCAUUAAACAAGAGAAAGCAAAGCAAGCUAAGCCUUAACAAAUGGCGGCCAUGUUGGUUCCUCCAUGGCUUGAAUCAUUGCUAUCAACAGCCUUCUUCUCCAUCUGCCCAUCACACAAAGAUGCCCCCAGAAGCGAAUGCAACAUGUACUGCUUAGAUUGCAACAAUGGUGCAUUUUGCUUUUACUGCAGAUCAUCAAGACACAAAGAUCACCAAGUAAUUCAGAUCAGGCGGUCGUCGUAUCAUGAUGUUGUUAGGGUGUCUGAGAUUCAGAAGGUCCUAGACAUCAAUGGAGUACAGACUUAUGUGAUAAACAGUGCGAGAGUACUGUUUUUGAAUGAGAGGCCUCAGCCUAAAAAUGCCGUUAAGGGGAGCUCACAUAUCUGUGAAGUAUGUGCCAGAAGUCUCUUGGACCCCUUACGUUUUUGUUCAUUGGGAUGCAAGCUUGUGGGACAAAAGAAGAAUGGGGAAGCAAGCUUUAUCUUGAGCGCAAAGAAAGAAGAAGAGGAGGGAAGAAGGGAAGGAAUAGAAAUAAGAUUGCCAUCAAAAGAGUUAGAAGAUCAAUUGCCUCAAGGAAUGCAACAACACAUGUACCAAAACACUUCAACUCCACCUCAUCAUUCAAAUUCAAAUUCAAGGAGAAGGAAAGGCAUACCUCAUAGGGCACCUUUAGGGCCCUAAUUACAUAAUUAGUGUUUCCUAGAACUUGCUUAGCCAGCUCAUUCCUCACAGGCUCCAUGUGUCCUAAACAUGGGGAAGCUGUCUUUAUGGGGUUUUAAAAGGAAUUAAAGUUGGGUUUAAGCACUUUUAAAUUGGGCUUGGGUUGGGUUUUGGGUGCAAUAAUGCUGCAUUAAUAUUUGAAACAUGCAAGGUGUAAAUGGCAUCCAGAUACACAUGAACCGUUUUAUAUGUAUAAAGAAACAACAGCUCAGCUUUUUUAUUUUUUUAUUUUUUUUUUAUUUUUGUGGUCAGAUAAAAAAAUUACAUGUCAUAUAAUUUUUAUUUUAUUCAAUGUAUUGUAUGUAAUACUUUGUUUUCUGUCAAUAAUGUACGUAAUACGUGGUAUUUCAUCACAAGUGGUUGAAAAUAUAUGUUAUAUGUAAUUAAUACCAAUUGGAAUA